Molecule: messenger RNA, 1077 nt
Organism: Salvia miltiorrhiza (redroot sage)
Lineage: Eukaryota; Viridiplantae; Streptophyta; Magnoliopsida; Lamiales; Lamiaceae
Product: plasmodesmata-located protein 2-like
Exons: 2
Biological process (GO): plasmodesmata-mediated intercellular transport; transport of virus in multicellular host
Cellular component (GO): plasmodesma
Source: RefSeq, a predicted model, not a curated record
AAUGGGUACAUCUCCAAUCAUUUUCUCUCUCACCCUCUCUCUCUCUCCUACACCGUGGCCUCCUCCAACGACUACACCAACCUCGUUUUCAAAGGCUGCGCAGACCAGCAAUUCCCCGACUCCAACCCCCUCUACAAGCAAACCUUCGAAACCCUCGCCGCCGCCCUCACCUCCCAAUCCUCCGCCGCCAACUUCUACAAAACCUCCUCCGGCGACGGCGCUUCCGCCAUGAGCGGCCUCUACCAAUGCCGCGGGGACCUCUCCGGCGGCGCCUGCAGCGGCUGCGUGGCGAAGGCCACGUCCAUGGCGGGGAAUCUGUGCGGCGCCUCCGUGGCGGCGCGGGUCCAGCUGGGCGGCUGCUACAUCAGGUACGAGAUGGCCGGGUUCCAGCAGGCGAGCGCGACCGAGUUGGUGUACAAGGCCUGCGGGUCGACCCAGGGCGGGCUCGGAGACAGGCUGGACGCGGCAUUGGACGGGAUCGCGAAUGGCGUGGCGUCGGGUGGGUUCUACGCGGACGGGUACGAGUCGGUGUAUGUGUUGGGGCAGUGCGAGGGCGAUUUAACCGGCGACGACUGCGUGAACUGUGUGAAAAUGGCGGCGGAGAGCGCCAAGUCUGAGUGCGUGAGCUCCGUCUCUGCGCAGAUAUAUUUGCUCCAAUACUAUAUUACCUAUACGUACGGCGCUCCCACCAACCAUCAAUCCUCCUCCUCGGGGGAAAAGAAGAAUACGCAGAAGACGGUAGCGAUUGUGAUUGGAGUGUUGGCGCUGAUAAUGAUGGAUCAUUAAUUUCACAACAACCACACUCUCAAAUACACGUGGAGUAAGUGAGUUUAUAGGAAAAGAUCAAAAUACCCUCAAUAUGUAAAAACUAUAAAUAGCGAGACAUUGUAUAUUGUAGUAAGAUUUACGCACACCUUAUACUCAGAGUAAUAAAUAUCUUGAUAGUAGUGAGUUAGUGUGAGUAUUGUUGUGAAUGAAGUUUGAGUCCCACUAUCGUUGUGUGUGGAGUUUGUGAACCAUACUGUUAUAAAUGGUAGUGAAAAUGAUAUUGUGGAUGAAUCAAAAUGACAAAAGUGG